GUCGCCGCGCGAGGUGCGGGGUUGUCCGCGCGCGCUCCCGCCACCGAGAGGGGCGGGGCGAGGCGGGCGUGCCUGCCUCAGACAGCGGCGGAAGGAGCGCUGGUGUUCGAGGCCCAGUGAACGGGGCAGCAUGAGCGGCGAGGAUGGAAACGAGGAAUUCUACCGGCAGCUGCAGCUCCAGCAGCAGUACGAGGCCAAGCCAGCCGAGGGCGAAGGCGAGGGCGAGUCCGACCCCUUUACCUACGUGGACCCGGCGGACGGGGCUGCCUACGAGUGGGACUUGGAGAAGAAGGCCUGGUUCCCCAAGAUAACAGAAGAUUUCCUGGCAACCUAUCAUGCCAACUAUGGUUUCCAUGCAGCUGAGACAGAUACUUCAUCUGCUUCUGGUACAGCCACUGAAAGUAAGCAACCAGUAAGUUCUAAGAAAUCAGGAACACAACCAUCAGCCAAUGAGACAAGACAAAAACAAACAGAUCCAAAACAAAAAUUGGAAAAAAGGAAGCUAGAGCCAGGGUGGUUUCAUGUUGAAGAAGAUAGGAACACAAAUGUUUAUGUGACAGGUUUACCUCCAGACAUUACAAAAGAUGAAUUUGUACAAGUCAUGUCAAAAUGUGGUAUCAUCAUGCGAGAUCCUCAGACAGAAGAACACAAGAUCAAACUGUACAAAGAUAAGGAAGGAAAUCUUAAAGGAGAUGGCCUCUGUUGUUAUCUGAAGAGAGAAUCAGUUCAACUUGCUUUGAGGCUUCUGGAUGAAGCAGAAAUCCGAGGCUAUAAAUUGCAUGUGGAAGUUGCAAAGUUCCAACUGAAGGGGGAGUAUGAUGCAAGCAAAAAGAAGAAGAAAUGUAAAGACUACAAGAAGAAGUUGUCACAACAGCAGAAACAGCUGGAUUGGAGGCCGGAGAAGAAAGAUGGGGCAACUCGAAUGAGGCAUGAACGCAUCGUCAUUAUCAGGAAUAUGUUUCACCCCAAGGACUUUGAGGAGGAUCCUCUAGUGCUAAAUGAGAUAAGAGAAGAUCUGCGGACAGAGUGUGAAAAGUUUGGUCAAGUAAAGAAGGUUCUCAUAUUUGAUAGGCACCCUGAUGGCGUCGCUUCUGUGUCAUUUAAAGAAGCAACAGAAGCUGAUUUGUGCAAGCUGACUCUAAAUGGAAGGUGGUUUGGUGGCCGUCAGCUCAGUGCUGAAACAUGGGAUGGUGUAACGGAUUAUCAGGUGGAGGAGACUGCAAGAGAAAGGGAAGAAAGGCUCAAGGUGUGGGAGUCAUUUUUAGGGGAUCCUGAUGCAAAGGAGCAGCAAACUACAUCUGAUUCACAUUCUGCAUCAAGUAGUGUUAAACUGCCCGAAGGGAAACAGCCUCCAGCGGUUAAUGACACACCUAAGGAGGAUGCAAAUGAGGAAACUCAUAAGAGGGAGAAUAAUGGUGGGGGUAUUAAUGAAGAUGGAGCUCCAUCCACAGACAGCAGCCUUGCAGGCAGUGAUGGUGAAGCUGAUACAUAACGUCUUUAAUGCUUUAUGAAAGCAUGAUUUUUAGGGUGAUGUUUGAGUGUAUCCCUUUCUUCAGGGUGACUUCAGGCAAUAUUCAUAUGAAUAUAGGUGUCAUUAGAAUGUCAUCAACUGUAUGCUUUGAAGUUUUCAUUUAAUGGGGGUCUAAAAGUUUGUAUUAAUUGGCUGUUCAGGUGAAGUUACUCAAGUUUUCAAGAGCACAGUAAAACUCAUCAGGCUUCUUUUGUUCUAACUAUGCUUGUCAGUGUUUCAUGAUGUGAGUAUGAAAUAUGUUCCAGCCCUUAGGUUUAUGUAACUAUAUGUAACUUAUGUAAUGCGAAGCUUUUACAAGAUUUGUGGAUUGUACUGUUAAUUUUUCUGUUAAGUUCCCUUGGAUCUCAGUAUUUAAAUAACUUGUGUCCUGGUAUGUUGGAUAAUUUUAUGGAACAUGUGCCAUGAUCCAGAUAGGGUGAAUGCAUUGGAUUUGUUGCUAUGUAUUGGGUGGCAGAUGAGUAGUCUCAGGUCAUAAGCUUAAAGAAAGUGGUAGACACUGUUGCCACAGCAACCCUAAGGCAAAUUGAGUGAAGAGAGGUUAUUAAAUCAGAGCAUUCAGCAAAUGAAGUUUUCCUUCCCCUGUUUAGAUCUUCUGUUGAUAUUAGAGAGUGGAAUUGUCUCAAGGAGACUAGCAGUGCAUGAACACACAUAUUCUGGGACAUAUUGUUUUUACACUCUCAUGGUCUGUAUGUAGUAGGUAUCAAAACAGGCUUUUGAUUUUUUGGUGGCUUUAUUAGUUCUUGCUUUUAUAUUAGAGUAAGGGUUUUUUGUAAACUUCAUUAGCAUGUUGAAUGUGAGUUCUCCUCGACAUUUUCAUUUAGCUCUGUAUGCUCUUCACAGUGGGGAGGAUUUUCUAUCUUUCAUAAAAUUUAAAUGCUUUGGCAGCUCGAACUGCAGUUUAUUGUGCAAAAGUUAGAGUACUUUAAAAUAUGCUUUCAAAUAAUGCUCUUAUAUGGAAAAAGCAAGUGGUACUCCUCUUCAAAAUAUUUCCAAAAGCAAGGACUUAGAAUAUCUUCUAACUUAAGAUAUUUUAGUAAGUGGCAGACUUUCAAAAAUAACUGGGGGAAACUGUUUUGGGCAUAGUCAUUCUUAAUUUAGAAUUCCACUGUUUUGAUAAGUACGGAUAGAAGAACAUGGAUUUAGGCACUAAACAAUUCAAAAUUUAUAGCAUACUGUUUAUAUGGGUGAUCACCAGUACAUAUUUGCAAGGAGAAUCCUUUUAACUUUUUAAAUUCAUAUUGGAUUGCAAGAAACUAUAGAUGCUGUGUUUCCAUCAUGAGGUAAUCAGAAUACUCUGAAAAUGUUAUUUUCAAACCUUGUGCUCUGAGAUUACCAUACAGAUUUUUUUUCCUGAAUUCUGGGUGGUUUUCUAAGUUUAUUUUGUUGGAGUUUUUUUAAUAUAUAGUCAGUAUGUGUGGGUGGCUAUGCCAACAAGAGCAUCUAAGUUAACACUGCCAUUGUGGUUAUAAGUCACUUCUUUUGUGACAAAAAUAGCUGUCAUAAUUAAAUUUAGGGCUUAAAAGUCCAGGGGCUCAUCAUAUGCUGAUAUGACAAAUUUCCCAUUUUGAAUUGCAUUAUAAAGAAGAGAUGUAGCUCUUGCUAGCUAAAAAAAGUCAAUUUUCUCAUCUUUCCAAGUGUGUGGAUUGUGUGUUUCAGUAAAGCAGGUGUUUGAAGAAUUCAGGGAAUCUGGAACACUGCCUGGUUAGUAGCUGCACAUAGUGGUGUAUUCAGGCACAUUCCUGGGUUGUGUUGGUUCUGCCUUAGUUAUUUUUAUUGGUAAUAAGCACCACAGACCUUUGAGAGCUGGAAGCGUUUGCAUAUGAGGAGUGUAGUUUAGUGUGGUGAGUAUUGCUUUCAGUGCUCCUUUUUUCUUCCAGCUUCUGGACUUCAGGCUUUAGAUGUCUUUCUCUUGUGUUUUGUUUGCCUUUUUUUUUAAGGGAGCCCAGUUGUAACACUACACUGUUAAAUCACUUGUUUUACAGUGGAAUUACACCUGAUACAAGGAAACUUGUGGAAAUAUGUGUAAAACUUGUAAAGUUCUAUGAAGUUUUAUCAUGGUAUCAGAUAUGGAGAACAAGGUUAAUAUUAAUAUUUGAAAUAAGAUGUUGAAAAAUAAGGAAUUGCUGUAUGUGCUGUAUGUUCCUCUCUCCAAUUGAUGUGCAAAUUUGACUGGCUUGGUGUGGAAGUUCAAUGUGCUCUUAGUCCUUUCACCUUCUCCUUUAGACCUCACACUAAAGUAGAGCACCAACAAAGACUGAGACCAAAUGCUUUACUGGCUUUCCUAUUAACUAGGAUUCUUAAGUAAUAAAAGCUCUUUUUCCAUGCAAAUAUGUUGUUCUCAAGUGUGGAAUUAUACUCAAACUUGUAUUUUCCUUUUGUCUACCUCCAUUUUCCCCAGUAAAAUGUAAAAAUAUAUUUUUAUAAACUAUUCAUUAAGUUAUUGAGGCAUUUAGUAGUCCAAGGAGAGGUUAAUGCAGCUGUGACUCUUUUCAGCAGAUUUUCAUUAAAACCAAAUUCUUUGGAUAUUUUCCUUUUUGAAAUUAUUUAUGAAGUUAUUUUGAAUUUAUGAAAUUUGUAUAAAUCAGUCUGAACAAAAAUCAAGAAUUUUCACAGAAGUUAAAAUUGCUAUUUUGAACUAUGAUUAUGAAAUUCUUAGAGUAUAGAGCAGUAAUGUUUAAUGAGAAAUUUUAACAAAUUUGAACAAGCGGAGUUCCUUUUUAAACUUACAUAUUUUUUCUUAGUAAUCAGCAUCAUACAUAAAUUUGUAAGAAAUUAAAACCCUAAAGGAAUUCUCACUUUAUUUUUUCUUUAAUUAAAAGUGUUUCCUGUUUACUUUCCUUGCUCAUUAGAAGUGAAACAACAACUGUUUUGCUCAGUUUCUAAGGUUAUUCUUUUAGGUCCCAUUCCAGUGUUCAAGUGUACUGCAUGUUGCUCCAUCCCUGUGCUUUUGGUGAGAGGUUCAUUUUAAGAGAAUCUGUCUCCUUUCCUCUGUAUAUGAUAGAAACAAUAACUAGCAGCAGACUGAAACAAUUUGUAGAUAAUUAUUUUUGCUCAGUUUUGAACUAGAGGAAUAGAUGUUUCUACCAAUUUUCAGUGUAAUAAUAUGGAUGUAAAGCCACUUAAAUACAAUAUGACAGAGUAUUAACUAAUCCUUCACCAUAAUUUGGCAGAAUCACUUUCUGAACCAUCCAAAAUAAUUGCUGAGCUUCAGGAUAAAUUGGUAGUUUGCUUUAAAAUCAAAUGCUGUUCAGUGGUUUGCAGGAAGGAGUUUUUAUGGAGUUACAGGUAUUCACCAGACAUGACAUGGCUGGAGGAGCAUGGCCAAGGUAGACACCUGGAGACAAAAAGCCUCAAAAUAAAAGGCUUUUUAGAAGGUUUUCUCUUUUUUUGCAGGUUCUCAAAUGUUCGUAUACUGGUGUAAAGAGAGAAUUAGUUUCAUUUUGCAUCAAAAUGUUUAUCUGUUUCUCCUGCUGGCUUUUUAAAAUUUUAAAAUUGAAUUUCAGUCCCUUGUAUAGCUUAGGUUUUGUAUAAGGAUUGCAAUUCACUUAAAGUCUUUAAUAUGCUAAAUGCAGUGCAUUUUAGCUAAAACACAUCCUACACAUUAUUCAGUUAAGGUUAACCUAUUAACAGUUAAAAAUAAUUAUCUUCAUUCACUUCAGAAAAUUGAAGGUGUUGGAUGCUUCAUAGAAACCCAAACUUGUCUUUCAUCAAUAUUCAUACCUGGAAUUCUUGAAACUAAACCAAACCGAAUUUGAAAAAAAAAAAUGUAUUCCUAUGGAUUUUAUUUGGAUUUUUAAAUUCUUAUUUUUAUUUCUGCAUUUGCGAAAACAUACUGCAGUAUGGUAAAUGAAUUCUGUGAGUUGUGUAUUUGUGUUGAUUUGACUUGUGUGUAUUGUAGUGCUCGUUGUAGCUUGACAUCUUACUGUCAGAAUACUCUGAAAGUUCUGUAAAAUAUUUAUAGAAUUAUGAAAUCUUUUGCAGCAAGCUGUUUUCUUGCUCAUUCUGUAAUAUGAAAAGUAUAUUGUUAGAUUAAACUUUUCAGUAAGUAAACUCAGAUUUUUUUUUCUGACAGGUGAUUUUUCUUUCAAUAAAUUAAUCAUUUUCAUUUAUCCUUUAAAAAAGCAACAUUACAAAGCAAAGUGCUAUUUGAAUAAUGUCUAGACUUGUGACAGCAUCUGAGAAUACCCUUUGUUUGAUUUGUUUCUUAAAGGGGUUGUGUUUUAUACUACCUUUUUAAUAAACAAACUCAUGAACAGA
Messenger RNA from Agelaius phoeniceus (red-winged blackbird), 5788 nucleotides. It is a transcript of the gene HTATSF1, whose product is annotated as HIV-1 Tat specific factor 1. Lineage: Eukaryota; Metazoa; Chordata; Aves; Passeriformes; Icteridae. Gene Ontology annotation, cellular component: U2-type spliceosomal complex; U2 snRNP. Gene Ontology annotation, biological process: mRNA splicing, via spliceosome. The record is from RefSeq and is a predicted model, not a curated record. Gene Ontology annotation, molecular function: RNA binding.